AUGCUGCGAAAGCAAGCGCUGAACAAUCUCUCGUUUACAGUACCCAAGAAUCGAAAGCCCAAGUUCGAAUUGACCUUGCGAGUUAUAGACCUCACGAAUAUCCCUCUUGUCGUUGGUCAUGUGGGUGUGAAAUGGCAUCUACCCUCUUCCAGCUCCGCCGAACAUAGAGGCCGGACUAAGAAGGCUAGGAUAAGAGAACAUCGAGCGACUUGGGAAUAUACAAAACACCUAUCUGUUCGUUUGACCAUUGACAAGAAUACAUACCUUCAACCAUGCGACGUCUAUUUCGAGAUCCUACAGGAGUUCGACUCAGCAAGAGGAGGACGUGUGCAUUUGGGAAACGUCAAACUUAAUCUGGCCGAGUAUACCAAUAUCCAUGAGCAUGGUCCAGCUAUUGAGGACCUGGCGGACGGAGAAGAUGGUAUGAUAACAAGACGUUACCUCAUGCAAGACAGCAAAGUGAAUGCGACACUGAAGGUUGGCAUCGCUAUGAAACAGAUCGACGGAGACACGAACUUCAUCGCACCACCACUCAGAAGUGCUAUGGUCAUUGGCGGAAUUGCUGGAAUUAUCAGCGCCGAAACUGGUGGAGACCCGGACGACAUGCCUAGUAUCGCAAGCAAGUCCCGAGAAUUGUCAGAGGCUCAGGACAUCUAUAGACGCACCCUUGCUGCUUCUUGGGCCUGCGAAAAAGGUGAACUUCCGCCAGACAAGUUGAUUGAAAAUCUAUUCAGUGGUGGCGAUGGAGGUACUGUACACUUACCUCCCACAAGCCAGAUGAGCAGACUUGGUCUUGAUGUGGGGCUUGUUUCGAGAGACGAUAGUAGCACCUCGAGCGAUGCCGAUUCGAGACGUGGUCGUGGCAAUACACAGACCGGCCUGACACCUGACAUGGCAAGGUCCGGCCAUCGAAGAGGCGGGAGUGGUGGAGCUCUUAGCUCGCAGAGCUCUGUCAUCAGCACCGUUAGUGGGAGAGGCAGUAUCGAACAGCAGAUGAAGCACAGCACGUCUAGUCGGCACACUCACAACAAUCACCAGAGACGAAGAGCUGGACCUGGGUAUCGCGAAACGACCGAGUUUGAUCUCCGUGAUGACUUGCGAAGCUGGCACGUCGACGUUGAAGGCUAG
Molecule: messenger RNA, 1128 nt
Organism: Lithohypha guttulata
Lineage: Eukaryota; Fungi; Ascomycota; Eurotiomycetes; Chaetothyriales; Trichomeriaceae
Exons: 2
Coding region: 1-1128 (375 amino acids)
Source: RefSeq, a predicted model, not a curated record